This is a messenger RNA of Zootoca vivipara (common lizard), 674 nucleotides long. Its product is annotated as angiogenin-2-like. The record is from RefSeq and is a predicted model, not a curated record. NCBI's taxonomy places the organism in Eukaryota, Metazoa, Chordata, Lepidosauria, Squamata, Lacertidae. Gene Ontology annotation, molecular function: nucleic acid binding; RNA nuclease activity. Gene Ontology annotation, biological process: defense response to Gram-positive bacterium.
UUCAGGCGGCGGUUGCCCACGAUGAUGCCUUUCAAGGGAUCUGGCCUUGGGCUCCUCACCUUUCUGGUGUCUGUUCUGGCACUGGGAGCCUACUGUGCACCUAACCAUCAGUCAUUCUUAAACAAGCACUAUGAUUAUCCCAAGAGCAGCGUUGGAAAUAAGUAUUGUGACGUCAUGAUGAAAAGACGUAGGCUGGACAGACCAUGCAAGGACAUGAACACCUUCAUCCACGACACCACGAAUAACAUCAAAGCUGUGUGCACUGAAUCUGGAGGAAAGGAUUAUGGGAACGGGCUGAGGAUCGCCCUCCGCCCCUUCACUGUCACCACCUGCAAGCACAAAGGUGGCUCAACUCGCCCACCUUGCAAAUAUUCAGAUAACAAAUCGCCCAGAUACAUUGUCAUUGCCUGUAAUCAGAAUGGAGAGCCUGUGCACUUCGAAGAAGAGAUCAUUGUCACAGUGUAAGAUUUUCAACGCCCAGAUCCAAAUACUCAGCUUUUUAACAAUUAUGCCAUCCUUUGCAACUCCACAGAAAAUCCCCCUUUGCUGCCAUUCUGUCUAGCUCUGCUUUUCUGCAAUUAAAAAACAAACAAACAAAAAAUCCUUAAGUGGCAAACAAACAUGCUUUGAUUCUGUGAAAGCAGCAAUGUCUGUUACUAUUAAACUGAGGAGAA